AUGCAUUGGCGGUUGCACCUCUUUCUGCUGUGGGUUGGUGUCUGUGAUGGACUCUCCUCUCCGGCCUCGACUAGUACUACGGCGUCUGGAAAAUCAUUGUUACGAAUGAACAGUGCUUCCAGGCACACUUUAUACGACUUGCCCGUUUCUAACAAUGGAGCUCGAUGCCGUCUCAUUCUCUACAAGAAAGGCAUAACAACCUCUGAGGUAGACAUUGUUUCACCCGCGGAACUGGGUGGAUUGAAAUCAGAAGAGUAUCAACAAGUGAACCCGCAAGGGAAAAUGCCAGCAUUGGUGAUCCACAAUAAUGGGGUAGAUCCGUCAUCCUCCUUUGGCAUUGCCGAGAGCGACACCAUUAGUCGAUAUCUAAUGUCAACCUACGCCACAACGGGACCAUCCUUUCAACCAGAUCUGGCACGGAGCAACUUGAUGGCUCGGUUCCACGACAUUUACCUAACCACCAUUCAAGGAUGCCUCUACAAACCGACACCUCCAUUUGGCGUUUAUCAGACACGACAAGACGCCUUGUUGGAAUUCCAAUCACAGCUACAAGUCUUGGAGGAUCUCGUGGUCGACGACGGUCAGUACUUGUGUGGAUCAGACAUUUCCUAUGCGGAUGCCGCCAUCUUUCCCACCCUGGUCUUUGCCGCCUUCAUGAUGCCUAAGUUUGACGGGGCUGCUGAGGGAUUCCAAACCACACUCCCACCCAAACUCAACCAGUACCUGGAACAUGUGCGAACCUACGAUUCUGCCUUUGGCAAAGUCUACAAUGAGAUUAUGGAUGUCUUGGAAGGUUCCUGGGAACAAGAACGAAAACGAUGGGAUGGCAUUUGGCUAGCUGGACAACGAGAUACAGAUCCAGACACUAUCUUUGACAAGAUUGUUGCCAAGGAAAUCUCAGCAGGCAUUGUCCGCGAAACAGACGAUAUUCUGGCGUUUACCGAUAUCAAUCCUGCUGCUCCAGCUCACAUCCUCGUCAUACCCAAGAAUCGGAAUGGAUUGAGUCGUCUGCAAAAAGCCACACCCGAACAUGUUGAAAUUCUAGGCAAGCUCAUGGUCGUGGCAGGCGAGAUUGCCCGUGAUGAAUCGCUGGGGUUUGGACCUGAUGGUGCUAGGAUUGUGGUGAAUGACGGCCCCGCAGCAGGACAAGAGGUCCCACACCUGCAUAUUCAUGUGAUUGGCGGAAGGGCCAUGGCAUGGCCUCCGGGUUAA
Molecule: messenger RNA, 1212 nt
Organism: Seminavis robusta
Lineage: Eukaryota; Bacillariophyta; Bacillariophyceae; Naviculales; Naviculaceae
Source: the annotation of a GenBank genome assembly